AAGCCCACUUAAUUCCCACUUCUGAUCAGAAGCGCUGAGCUCAUCGCAUUUUUGAAAUUCAAGUUUUUUGUUUUUUUGUUUUAAAUAGGAGGGCGUUCGUGGGGAAUUACCCAUAUUCACGAUAAUUCAGAGAGCACAUGAAGGUUUAUGAAGAUGUAAUGAGUUGAGUCUGUGCAGGGAAAGAAUGAUCUUCCUAUGAGUCAUAACUUAGAUCGCGGAAGAGAAGCACAGUGGGACAGCGCUGUUUCCUGAUGUUCAUCAGAUCGCGAAAUUCAGUGGAAAAUGAAUAGAAAUCAUGAUUCUGCCUAAAGAAAUAUGAAAAGUAUUGUCCAACUGUAAGUUCACUGAUCAUUGUCGUUAAAGUGUGGCUCCACAAUCAUCAAACUCCUGUCUAAAGGAACUGGACCUGAGUAUCAAUAACUUCAGGAGAGAUUCAGGAGUGAAGCUGAAGCACUGAAAAUUUCAAAGUGCCAACUGGAGAAGCUGAGUCUGGAUUAUGUCUUUGAUCAUGGAACUUAGUGGAGAGACCAUGAGUAAAUCAGAACUACAAAAAUAUUUCUGUAAUCUCACACUGGAUCCAAACACGGUACACAAUCGUCUCUCUGUUGUAGAGGGCAACAAAAAGCUGAUAUGUAAUCCAGAACCGAUGUCACAUCCUGAUCAUCCAGAGAGAUUUGAUGGCCUUCCACAGGUUCUGUGUAAAGAGCCUCUGACUGGACGCUGUUACUGGGAGGCUGAAUGGAGUGGGUUGGGUGAUAUGGUAGUGUCAUAUAAAGGAAUCAGCAGGAAAGGAGAAGGUUGUGAGUGUAGGUUUGGAGCCAAUGAAAAAUCCUGGAUUCUGAGCUGCUUUGGGGAGAAACUGAUCGCCUGGCAUGAUAAUAUGGGAACACACAUACCUCCCCCAUCACCUCCCUAUAACAGAGUAGGAGUGUUUCUGGACGAGCCGGCCGGCAUUCUGUCCUUCUAUAGCAUCUCUGACACACACGAACUCAGACAUUUAUACACAUUCAACACCACAUUCACUGAACCCCUCUAUGCUGGAUUUGUGCUUUAUACUAAUUCAGUGUCUUUGUGUGAUGUUGAACAACAGAAUGAAUAAUUUCUGUUCGCUACAAAUUAUCCAGUGGCCCCAAAAAGUAUCUGGACUCUUGAGACACAAUUAAAAUGUACACAUUAUAUAACAAAAUGUCAAAACAAGUGUUAUAUAGCACAAGUACACUUUUCAACCGAAACAUAGAUAUUAAAAAUGAAUGGGUAUUGUUCAAAGUGAAGAAAAAAUCAAUGGUUGUCAAACCGUGCGCCGUAGGCUAUGCGUCUGUUUUCAUUUAUACUUCUGCAUCGUUGUCCGCGUCGACGUACAUGCAGACCACUAGGAGGCAGUGUCCGCGGUCAUGUUGAGUAUCAAAACAAAAGCCGAAGAAGCAGCUCGUCAUGUACGUUGUCAGAGAAGCUUACAGACAGAAACGGCAGAGAAGCGGCAAAUAGGUAACGACUUUUGUUGCAGUUUGUCUGUAUGUGUCCUCUGAAACAGAGUAUUUUUUCAUUCAUAGUGAAGCUGAAAGUGCUCGCUCUUCUCCGAGUGCUCCGCGCCAGUUUUUUGACCCGAGGGAGGGGUUCUAGCAGACCAAUCAGAGCGCUUGCGGUCUGCGUAGAAUUGAUACAUUUUUGAAGAGGUGCAGGUCAGGCUACGUCGUAUGCUACGCGUGCUACGCACAGCCUACGCCGUAGCUACGGCGUACACUCGACGCAGAAGUAUAAAUCAGCCUUAAUCUGUUCAUAUGUUUUAUAUAAUGAACUAUAUAAAUUGUGGUUCUUCUAGGACAAGAGGACUUAGGCCCUGUUUUCACCUGCCGUUAAGAUGCGAUUUGGUCAAUUGGAUCACAAGUAGAAGAGAGAUAUAUUCCCAUUUACACCUGGUGUUUCAAUCCGUCUCUUUUGUACACUUCUGUUUUCAAAGCGCAUCGCAUUCAAGUGCAUUGUUGUCGGAGAGAACAGGAAUCAUGGAGGACACAAGGUUUAUUCUUGCCUAUUUAUUGGGAAAACUUAUUAAAGCCAAAAUGAUAUUUAGUGUUCCAUUCAUUGACAAUCAUAUAAAAAUUCAUCACGUUAUCUAUUUGGUCAAAUACAGACUUUUUUUUUGCUGUGUAUAAAACUUACAACAUGCUUCAAAUGGUUAUUCUUGUUUUCUGAUUGCACUUUUGUUAUUUCGUUUUUAAUGCAAUGAAAUUCAGACAUUUUUAAGUGUGACUUAAGUGUUCAAGAACCUUCUGGGACCACUAUAUGCUAUUCCUGUUUUUUUUUCUUUUUUCUUUUUUGAUAGUUACUAUGACAACUUAAUCACGUUAACACACGACCUGCUUACAGGGCUAGAUAUGUAACGCUGGUGUCUCAGUAUAUGAUUUUUAGCCGAUGAUUGUGUAGUUUCAAGGGAUACUUGUCUUCAUGAGUAAGAGAUAAGAGAACAUCUCCAUUUCAAGGAUUUAAUGUCACAGGAUGAUGUUGUGAACCUCAUCACUAGAUGAAAUAGUAAGUAGAUAAAAUACAUAACUAGAUUAAAUGCAGUAAAACUCACUUACAUACUGUUUUUCGCUUGCUAUAUAGUAGAGAAGUGAUUUCGGAUGCAGCAUUGGUGUUUAACAGGUGUAGGGUACCAGACACAACGGCAUCUGGGGUUGGCUCUGAUAUUCCUGGCAUCCUCGAUCUAACAUUUUUGGCAUUGUUAAUGUCGGCAUCACUUUAUAUUUACUGGUAUUAGAUGAUUUGUUAAUUGCAUUAAAUAGGUUAGACUUUAAAUAAAACAUUUGCAGUUGGUUUGUAAAAGGUAUGAAUGAGCUGAGUUUUAGUUUCAUUGAGUUUUGACGAGCAGGUGUCAUCAGUGUGUGGCGUUUCAAGAGCUUCGAAAAGGUCAAUCAAUUUGUGAAGCAAUUGGUUCAACUGAUUCAAAGUUUCAAGAAGUUUUGUUUCUCUCAUCACUACAUUCAACAUUACAAUGGGAUAUACUUUACCUUUUUUGUGCAAAAACUUUAUUAAUAUUACAAGUGAACCUGAAGAAACAUUAAAAUAAUAAAAGAAUCCAAGUCAUGACCCUUUAUCAUAUUCAUCAGAAUGAAGCUGUGAGGGAUAUGCAUCUCUUCAGAGUGUUUUAAGUGUUAUUAGAGCUUUAUACAACUUUUUUUUAAAUUUUAAUUUUUUUUUUUUUUUUUUUUUUUUUACAGCAGAUCCCAUUGAAAACACGGCAAGUCUAUCCCUCACAGCCUUGCUUUCAUACUGUCAUGGCGCUGCUCUGAAUAAAGUUGGCGAUAUCAAUGAAAAUUCACAAUCGUAGGCCUAUUUGUUCAACCCAGGUAAUACAUAAUUUCAAACUACUAAAAUGUCAAUAAAACAAUCACUUUUUAAA
Megalobrama amblycephala (Wuchang bream) is the source of this 3397-nucleotide messenger RNA. RefSeq lists its product as uncharacterized. The coding region runs from base 497 to 1099 and encodes 200 amino acids. The transcript has 4 exons. NCBI's taxonomy places the organism in Eukaryota, Metazoa, Chordata, Actinopteri, Cypriniformes, Xenocyprididae. The record is from RefSeq and is a predicted model, not a curated record. Gene Ontology annotation, molecular function: protein binding.